Molecule: messenger RNA, 2560 nt
Organism: Apodemus sylvaticus (European woodmouse)
Lineage: Eukaryota; Metazoa; Chordata; Mammalia; Rodentia; Muridae
Gene: Cep78
Product: centrosomal protein 78
Exons: 15
Coding region: 121-2493 (790 amino acids)
Cellular component (GO): centrosome
Molecular function (GO): protein binding
Source: RefSeq, a predicted model, not a curated record
CGCCCGCGGGAGCUCGCCGGUGGCUAGAACGGCUGCGGCUCGCAGAGCAGGCGCCAACCGCCCGAGGCGCGGCGGGAGGCGGCGCGGGGCGGCUGGUGGAGGUCCCCGGGGUUGCCGGUCAUGAUCGACUCUGUGAAGCUCCGGCGCGACUCCGCGGCCGACUUCUUCUCGCACUAUGAGUACCUGUGCGCUCUGCAGGACUCGGUGCCGCUGCCCGCCGUGCGCGCCUGCCUGCGGGACGGCGUGCUGGACUUCAAUGCCGACCGGCUGCGCGCGGUGGACUGGGCGCCGCUGCUCAGCACGCUCAGGGUGAACCGCGACCUGCCGCUGGUGGCCAUCAAGAGCUCCUUCCAGCCGUGGCUCGGGGAGACAGUUCUGCGGUCCGGAGGUGCUGAUACACACAGAGUUUGUAGGAAUCGAGUUCCUGCAGUGAGAUCCAAAGACUUGAGCUUCCAGUUGUGUAAGGCUCUUAGAGGCUGCUUAAGUAUAUCAGGUGUGCUAAGAAAUCUGGAGCUCAAUGGGCUGCUUCUGAGAGAGAGAGAUUUGACCUGUCUAACUAAGGGAUUGAGUAAAUCAGCCUCUUUGGUGCACCUGUCUCUUGCAAAUUGUCCAAUUGGAGACGGAGGUUUAGAAAUUAUUUGUCAAGGUAUAAAGAACUCUGUCACUCUCAAGACUGUCAACUUCACAGGAUGUAAUCUGACAUGGCAAGGAGCCUGUCAUAUGGCCAAGAUCUUAAAGUAUCAAACCAUGAGAAGGCAUGAAGAAACCUGGGCUGAGAGUCUUCGCUACAGGAGGCCCGAUCUUGACUGCAUGGCUGGCUUAAGGCGCAUCACACUGAAUUGCAACACACUCAUUGGUGAUCAAGGUGCGAGUGCUUUUGCAGACUCGCUUAGUGAGGAUUUAUGGCUUCGAGCGCUUGACCUGCAGCAGUGCGGCCUCACCAAUGAAGGGGCCAAGGCUUUACUGGAGGCCCUGGAAACCAACAGAACCCUGGUCGUCCUGGAUAUAAGGAAAAACCCACUUAUUGAUCAUUCUAUGAUGAAAGCAGUUAUCCAGAAGGUUCUCCAGAAUGGAAGGAGUGCAAACUCAGAGUACCAGUGGGUAACAUCCCCGUCAUUGAAGGAACCAUCCAAAACCACUAAGCAGAAAAAAAAAACAAUUGUACUAGGAAGCAGUCGGAAAGGAAAAGCUACCAUUAGAAUUGGUUUAGCUACAAAGAAACCUGUGAGUAAUGGGAGAAAACACGGGCUCAGUAAAGACUGCUAUGCUCCGGAUCCUCGGCCUCCGGGUGCAUCUGGUUUCCUGCCCUGGCGAACAGCGGAACGUGCAAAAAGAAACAGGAGUUCUCCAUUAAUCAAAACUUGUGAUCUAUCUAAUCACCUGAAGCAAUCAAAUUUCCCUGUGACUGUGACAGUAGAAAGUCCUUCAUCCUCAGAAACUGAUGAGACUGAGGAUUCUUCAGAAAGUGUCCAUGAAGUGCCUCAGAAAACCAGCAUAAGACAAGAAACAUUACAGGAGAAGCUGGAGGAGUGCCUCAGGCAGCUAAAGGAGGAGAGGGUGGUCCGCCUCAAGGCUGACAAGCGAGUCAGUGAGCUGGAACAUGAAAAUGCCCAGCUAAGAAAUAUAAAUGUCUCCCUGUCUGAAGCGCUUCACGCACAGUCGUUGACAAGCAUGAUCCUGGACGAUGAAGGCAUCUUGGGAAGCAUCGAGAAUUCUUUUCAGAAGUUUCACGCUUUCUUGGAUCUCCUUAAAGACGCUGGGCUCGGGCAGCUGGCCACUAUGGCUGGUAUAGAUCAGUCAGAUUUUCACCUGUUGGGUCGUCCCCAGAUGAGUUCUACAGCUAAUACACCUGUAGAAGAACAGAAAGCACUUGAAGAUGACAAUCUGGACCCAAAACAGAGUGCCAUAGGACAAAUGCAGGAUAUCCGAUUUCAGAAGAUUACAAGCGAUGGCACCGUGCCGUUACCUCUCGACACCGUCCAGGUUCUGCCUUCCACCCAAGAGGCAGCAGGAGCUUCUAGAGACAUCCUGGGAAUUGUAGGCCUGGAACUGCAGGAGGGGUCUGCAGCAGGAUUCAUUGCUCAAACAGGCCUGCCUGUAGCAGAUGGCAUUUCUGGUGGCAGGAGUCAAAGAGAAGAGGUGGUGUUGUCUAAGCACAGCAGGUCCUCUUCAGAGAAAGGGAGCGCGACAAGUGAGCCCUCCAGAAGGCCGUCUGCUGAGAGACACUGCAGGAAGGACCUGCUCUCCGACUCUGACUCUCCUGUGAACUCAAAAAGCAGAGGACCUGGGGAUAAAAGGUCUUUGCUUACUGAGCCAAUUAAAAGUGAAUCUUUGAAAAAAUGCAUUUCUAUCAAGAAAGAAAAUAGAACAGUGACUGUCUCAUCCAAGACUAUCAAAAGUAAACCCAAUCCCCUAGAACAUUCUGAAAGUGAUACUCUUGGGUCUGAUUUUGAAUGUCAGGAACGCAUUCAUUCAUCAGCACACCUGACCUGACGUAGGACUAACUUUUUGAAAUUAUGAUUUUUGCCUUCAAAUUUUAAUAAAUUUUCUUAUGUUUUUA